Callithrix jacchus (white-tufted-ear marmoset) is the source of this 3745-nucleotide messenger RNA. RefSeq names its product ubiquitin associated and SH3 domain containing A (gene UBASH3A). Gene Ontology annotation, cellular component: cytoplasm. Gene Ontology annotation, biological process: negative regulation of T cell receptor signaling pathway. The record is from RefSeq and is a predicted model, not a curated record. Gene Ontology annotation, molecular function: protein binding. NCBI's taxonomy places the organism in Eukaryota, Metazoa, Chordata, Mammalia, Primates, Cebidae.
AGCGUUGCCUCUACCCCUCCCGCUUUAUCUCCUCGUUUCUGUGUGCAGGCGAGCUUCUUGGCCUGCGGGCAGGAAGAGAUGGCAGCGGCGGAGACGCAGCUCUACGCCAAGGUCUCCAACAAGCUCAAGGGCCGCAGCACCCCCUUGCUCCUGGAGCCCCUCCUGGCCAUGGGCUUCCCGGUGCACACCUCGUUGAAAGCGCUGGCAGCCACAGGCAGGAAGACGGCGGAAGAGGCCUUGGCCUGGCUGCACGGUCAUUGCAAUGACCCUUCCCUAGACGACCCCAUCCCCCAGGAGUAUGCCCUUUUCCUCUGUCCAACGGGGCCCCUGCUGGAAAAACUUCAAGAGUUCUGGAGAGAGAGCAAGCGCCAGUGUGCAAAGAACAGAGCUCACGAGGUCUUCCCACACGUGACACUCUGUGACUUCUUCACGUGUGAAGACCAGAAGGUGGAGUGCCUGUACGAGGCGCUGAAGAGAGCUGGAGACAGGCUCCUGGGCUCCUUCCCCAUGGCCGUGCCCCUGGCUCUCCACUCCUCCAUCAGCUACCUCGGCUUCUUCCUCAAUGGCGGCCCCGCAGACGUCAUUCGGGAAUUCGCCAUGACCUUCGCCACAGAAGCAUCUCUCUUAGCAGACUGUACCGUGAAGCCGUGCACCAAGCAGCUGCAUCUGACCUUGGCCCACAAGUUCUACCCCCACCACCAGAGGACGCUGGAGCAGCUGGCCAGAGCCAUCCCCCUGGGCCACGGCUGCCAGUGGACGGCAGCCCUCUACUCCCGAGACAUGCGCUUCGUGCACUACCAGACCCUGAGAGCCCUGUUCCAGUACCAACCCCAGAAUGCGGACGAGCUGAUGCUAAGUCCUGGCGACUACAUCUUUGUGGACCCCACGCAGCAGGACGAAGCCAGCGAGGGCUGGGUGAUUGGGAUCUCACAGCGGACAGGUUGCCGGGGCUUCCUGCCAGAAAACUACACGGAUCGAGCCAGCGAGUCUGACACCUGGGUUAAGCACAGGACGUACACCUUCAAUCUAGCCGCGGACCUGAACUCCAGAAAGGACGGGGAGGCCAGCAGCAGACGCGGUGGGGAGUUCCUUUCACAAACAGCCCGGAGUCUCAGUGGCAUACAGGCCUUGCAGGCCACAGUUGCAAGGAAGAGCGUGCUGGUGGUUCGCCACGGGGAGAGGGUGGAUCAGAUCUUCGGGAAGUCAUGGCUGCAGCAAUGCUCCACUCCUGACGGGAAGUACUACAGGCCAGACCUGAACUUCCCUUGCAGUCUGCCCAGACGGAGUCGUGGGAUCAAAGACUUUGAAAAUGAUCCCCCAUUAUCAUCGUGCGGCAUUUUCCAGUCCAGAAUUGCAGGGGAUGCGCUACUGGACAGCGGUAUCAGAAUCAGCUCUGUGUUUGCCUCCCCAGCCCUCCGCUGUGUGCAGACGGCCAAACUCAUCCUGGAAGAACUCAAACUGGAGAAAAAAAUCAAGAUACGAGUGGAGCCGGGAAUAUUUGAAUGGACGAAAUGGGAAGCUGGCAAAACCAGCCCAACCCUCAUGAGCGUGGAGGAGCUGAGGGAGGCGCAUUUCAACAUCGACACUGAUUACAGGCCUGCGUUUCCCCUGUCCGCCCUCAGGCCGGCCGAGAGCUACCAGGAGUACGUGGACAGGUGCACAGCGAGUGUACUGCAAAUCGUCGACACGCGUCUGCAGGACACAGGUGUCAUCCUAAUUGUGAGUCACGGCUCCGCGCUGGAUUCCUGCACUCGGCCACUGCUGGGGCUGCCGCCUCGGGAGUGCGGGGAUUUUGCCCAGCUCGUGAGAAAGAUCCCUUCCCUGGGCAUGUGCUUCUGUGAAGAAAAUAAAGAGGAAGGAAAAUGGGAGUUGGUCAACCCACCAGUGAAGACCCUGACCCACGGGGCGAACGCAGCAUUUAACUGGAGGAACUGGAUCUCAGGCAACUGAGAGCCACGGCGACAUUCUCAUCACCUCGGAGUGGAGAGGCAGAGACCACGUGCAGAGGCUGGGAGACGCCGCUCUUUCCAAGGUGUCUCAGUCUCACCCAGUGUGAUUUGUAGAAGCACAGGAUGCACUUUUAUGUUCCAGAACAUUUCCCACCAGCUUUCACCUCUGUGACUCCCAUCCAUGGACCUGUCGUCCACCAGCCCAGCUGCAGGGAGCCCAGGGCAGAUGGCUGGGUGAGGACACCACCCUGUGGCAGGCGCACCGAGUGUCUGCAGCUGGGGAAACAACCACCUGGGACUCUAACUUCAGGAACUCAAGACUCACGGCACACGAAGGAUCCGGCCGCCUCAUUGUCUAUGGUCUGAUCGCUAAGCUCCCAAUCGUUUUUCCUUUUUCUGUCCCCAUCACUCUUUAGCCAGAUCCACACAGGCUGCAACAAGUGCAACAGCCAAUAAAAUGGUCCCAGAAAACCGUCUACCAGAUCAAAGCCGGGCUGCUGCUCUGUGCCGUCAACACUCAUGUUACUGUGUCUCUGCUGCUGCUGUGACCAGUGACCAAAACCCUGGUGGUCAUGGAAAGAACACGAACUUAACACACACACACACACAUGUGCAUCCACACAUAUGCAUGCACACAAACAAGUGCACGUACACACACAUGCAUAUGCACAUGCAUGCACACGCACACAAACAUGCACACACAUGCAAAACAUGCACGCAAACAUGCACACACAUGCAAAACACGCACACACAUGCAAACAUGCACACAUGUACAUGUGUACAUGCAUGCAGGCACACAGACAUGCACACAAAUACACAUGCACACACACAAAGGCACACACAUGUACAUGAACACACAUGCUCACAUGCAUGCACACCCAUGCAUGGAUACACACGUGCAUGCACACGCAUGCAAACACAUCCACAUACACAUGUGUGCACACAUGCACACGCACACUUUUGAGCACAUGCACGGGUACACAAACACACAAACACGUGCAUACACACAUGCAUGCAUGCAGACUUGCACACAAACACAUGCACACAAAGCCACAUGCACACGGGCACUCACACACUCCCAUGCACACACACACGCUUUUCCCCUACAGUUCUGGAGGUAGGAUUUUGUCGGCAGGCUACGUUCCUUCUGGAGGCCCCAGGGAGGAUCCUUUCCUUGCCCUUUUUCUCUCUUGGAGGCCACCUGCAUCCUCCCUCCUCAAGGAGAGCAGCAUAGCAGCCUCCAAGCUCUCUCGGUCUCUGAACAGCCACAUCGCCUCCUGCCCCUGCCCCUCCUGCCUCCCUCCUACAAGGGCCCUUGUGGUGACAUUAGGCCCACCCAAUAACCCAGGAUCAAUUCUCAUCUCAAGAGCCUCCACCACACUUGUAAAGUCGCUUUUGCCACAUGGCGUUCCAUAUUUCCAGGUUCCAGGGAUUAGGACAUGACCAUCUUUUGGGGUCAUCCCAUAGCCUGCCAUGACAUACCCCAAUCCUUCCAAGCACAGGGGAGCUGCUCACACAGGGCCUCGGGCAUAGGGAUUUGAGACGCUCCCCUGGCAGGCCUUUUUUGGCUUCUCCUAUUCUUGUUUCUGAUCAUGUAGAGGUGAGAAGAGGACUUUGCCACUGGGAGGAGUGGGCUCCCCUGAUUUAACGGUGACCCAGAAGAAGGGCCACCAGCAAAGUGGAGUCUGCCCGUGAUGGUGAUGCUGAGGAAGCUGGUCCCGCAGGGAACGGGACCCCCCCGGUGGGGAGUCUCAUGCCCCAGCCCACGGGUCACUCCUGCUCCCAGAGCCCACACG